Molecule: messenger RNA, 1556 nt
Organism: Trametes versicolor FP-101664 SS1
Lineage: Eukaryota; Fungi; Basidiomycota; Agaricomycetes; Polyporales; Polyporaceae
Product: palmitoyltransferase PFA4
Exons: 10
Coding region: 51-1394 (447 amino acids)
Cellular component (GO): endoplasmic reticulum membrane
Molecular function (GO): protein-cysteine S-palmitoyltransferase activity
Source: RefSeq, a predicted model, not a curated record
ACAUCCUCCUCUCUCCCACUCAUCUUGGUCUCUCCUGGGUCCUGUCUGGCAUGGGUCGGCUUACUGGCCGCUUGUUUGUAUUCUUCACGACGUGUCUCAUUGCAUUCAUUGCUUAUUCGUCCCAAAUAUUCAUCAUCUGGCCUUGGUAUGGCAAUGAGCUCUCCGUGGAACUCCUCGAGCUAUUAGUGCCAUUCAAUGUUCUUGUGGGUCUACUGUUCUGGAACUAUGCACUCUGCGUCAGAACCGACCCGGGAGGCGUGCCGCCAAACUGGCGGCCCGACGUAAAUGAUACGGAUGGCUAUGAAGUCAAGAAAUUAACGAGGGGACCACGAUAUUGUCGCACAUGCGAAAGCUAUAAGCCUCCUCGCGCGCACCAUUGCAGGCAGUGCAAACGGUGUGUGCUGCGUAUGGACCACCACUGCCCGUGGGUGAACAACUGCGUCGGCCACUACAACUACGGCCAUUUCGUUCGCUUCCUAUUUUAUGUGGACCUUGCAUGCACAUAUCACCUUACUAUGGUGACUCGACGUGUGCUGAGUAAUAUCACCUACUGGGAUGACCCUAAAGGCCAAGAGCUCAUAUUCCUUAUUCUUAACUUUGCCACCUGCAUCCCGGUACUGCUUGCUGUUGGCAUAUUCAGCUUGUACCAUUUCUACUCUUUGCUUGGCAACAGCACCACGAUAGAGGGUUGGGAAAAGGACAAGGUCGCGACGCUCGUUCGCCGCGGUCGUAUACGCGAGAUCAAGUUCCCCUACGCAUCCCUGCAACUGACAAGCCCAAAGAACCUUGGUAUGAAACGAAAUAUUUCGGCCGUCCUGGGGCCCAGCCCUCUCUUCUGGUGCUGCCCUUCGCUGCCCGAAGGGAACGGGCUGAAGUAUCCGCUCGCCAACGGUGACGAAGCCGCCGGGGAGGAAUGGCCACCCAGAGACCCCCAGGCGUACGUACGUCCCGAGGUCGAUCCCAAUUACAAGUUCCAGCUUCCGGACUCUCCUUGGACGUACGAGAACGGUACGCUCAACCCUGGCCUGCAACCCUCCACCACGCGCCGGCGGAGGUCUGCCCCUGCACACUCCUCUGUGCCUCCUUACCACCCCGACUACGACGGGGGUGCGGGUGAAUCAUACCCCGUGUCCGAAUCCGAAGACGAGUACGAGGAGGACACUGUGGGCCAACCUCGUGAGUUCGUCCGGCGCGGCUCGGAGGGGUACGAGGUGAAACCCAUCGAUCGGGAGGGGAUGCUGCGAACCUACAUUGAGGACCGCACGGCGGAGCCCGGACGGUACCACCUGUAUGUGCCCGACCCGCCGAGCGAUCCCGACAGCGGCACGGAGGCUGAGGACGAGAAGAUUCCGCUCAGCGAGAAGCUCGAGAUGUGGCGGACGGAGGUCGCAUAGUGGUCGUCGGGGAUGUUCGACUGGAUGGACUGAUGUUGUACGCGAAGUCGCAAACAGGACUCGGACUAGAACUGCUGCUUACCCUCACUCGAACGUUCACACCCCCUCGUUACACUACUGAUAUCGUAGAGCUCGAUUAAUCAUUCGCCGCACAAGGGUUAU